AUGAUGGCAACUCCGGAAGUUAGCGAAGACUUGGCCAAAGGCCCUCAAGUCGAUAUGCUCGACGAUCCCAUGAAGCCAAGUUCCGUUGAAGAUGACUUCAUCGAGGAUCGUGACCUGAAAGAGCGACGGUUACUGCGCAGGAUCGAUGUCCGGAUGAUGCCGUUGAUGAUGGUUCUCUAUAAGUCACCCCGACUAAUUGCAACGGCUCGACUCGGUGAUUUCGAAAAGGACAUCGGACUGGUUGAUACGCAAUACAACACAAUCAUCAGCGUGUUCUUUGUCGGUUACAUUCUGACACAAGUACCCACGAACAUGAUCUUGAACAAGAUGAGACCAACUGGAGCACUGUAUCUCUUCAGUUCCUGGUACACGAAAAAGGAGCUUGCGGUUCGCAUCUCUGUUCUCUAUGCCGCUGGUCAAAUGGCCGGUGCCUUUGGGGGGCUCCUCGGGAGCGCUAUCAUGGGCGGUAUGAACGGGAAGCUGGGACUGGCUGAUUGGAGAUGGCUCUUCAUCAUAGAAGGUGUCAUUCCUAUUCCCGUCGCAGUUUUCACAUAUUUCACCCUUCCCGAUUAUCCGGCCACAACAAAAUGGCUCACGGACGAAGAGCGAAAGCUUGCCAUUCUCCGCAUUACCGAAGAGGCGGUUGAGAAAGAUGAUCGGAGUGAGGCAUCCGGGUGGCAGGGCCUCAAGAUGAGCUUCACCGAUCCAGCUUUGUACUUGAUUUGGCUCAUGCAGCUGGGUCUCAACACCGCCGCAUCCUUCACCAACUUUUUCCCUACCAUCGUGGCGACACUUGGGUACAAUCAACGCAAUACCCUGCUCUUGUCGUCUCCUCCAUACGUCUUCGCUGCCAUCCUCGGCAUCACGAAUUCAUGGCACAGUGACAAACAUCGCGAACGAUGGCUGCACAUCGUCUGGCCUCAGAUUUUCUGCAGCAUAGGCUUCAUAAUCUCAGCCACCACUCUCAACGUCGCCGCGCGGUAUACGGCCACGUUCAUGAUGAUGAGCGUCUAUGGGUCGUUUGGUUGCAUCCUCUCCUGGGUCUCUACGACUCUGCCCCGACCAGCUACCAAACGAGCUGUAUCUUAUGCCAUUGUCAAUGCUGGAUCUAACCUGGCUUCGAUAUAUGCUAGCUACCUUUACCCAAAGUCUCACGGUCCACAAUACUGGCAGGCCAACAUCCUCAACGUAGCCUUUUCCGCCAUGUGCAUCCUGCUUGCCACGUCGUUGCACUUCUACCUCCGCUGGCGCAACAGGAAGCUUCGACAAGCCGGCGAUGAGGACUUACGACUCGAAGGCACCCGGGAAGGCUCGCGUUCAAAGGCUCUGGGUGAGCGGUGGCAGUGUCACCCUGUGUAUCAGUAUACUCUCUGA
Molecule: messenger RNA, 1374 nt
Organism: Colletotrichum karsti
Lineage: Eukaryota; Fungi; Ascomycota; Sordariomycetes; Glomerellales; Glomerellaceae
Exons: 5
Coding region: 1-1374 (457 amino acids)
Biological process (GO): transmembrane transport
Cellular component (GO): membrane
Molecular function (GO): transmembrane transporter activity
Source: RefSeq, a predicted model, not a curated record